UUAUAUAACAGUUCUUACUUCAUCCAAUUUCUACUAUCAUGCUAUGUUUAUUACAAACUUUAUAUACUCACAAAGCAACAAAAACACUAUCAAGCAUUAUUGAAGUCUAAAAUACUUAAUGAUCGAAAUGUAAGAAUUUAUUUGUGUGGGAAAUGUGAAGAACCAAUUCGAGAUCGCUUUUUGCUAAAAGUUCUCGAUUGCUCGUUUCAUGCGCAAUGCUUGCGAUGUUGCCAUUGUGAGCAGCUGCUAUCUGCCAAAUGUUUUUUAAAAAGUGGACAGCCAUACUGUAAAGAUCACUUUUACAAACGUUUUGGUACAAAAUGUUCAAUGUGUAACGAAGGAAUCUGUCCAGAUAUGGUUGUCAGACGUGCUAAUGACCACGUUUAUCACGUAUCUUGUUUCCAGUGUGUUAUUUGUAAACGUGAGCUUCGAACUGGCGAAGAAUUCUAUCUUAUCCCAACAGAUGGUCGCUUGGUAUGCAAAUCAGACUAUGAAAUGGCUAAAACUAAAGGUACAUUAUUAAAGAUAAGUAAUCGGUCAACAAAAUUUAUCUUUAACAAAUUAAUUUUUUUAGAAACAGACAUUGACUCAAAUGCAAAACGACCCAGAACAACAAUCUCAGCGAAAAGCUUGGAAACCUUAAAACAAGCUUACCGAGCAAGUUCCAAACCUGCUAGACAUGUCCGUGAGCAAUUAGCUGCUGAUACUGGCCUUGAUAUGAGAGUUGUUCAAGUUUGGUUCCAAAAUCGUCGAGCAAAGGAAAAACGCUUGAAAAAAGAUGCUGGUCGCCGGUGGGGAACAAGCUAUGGGGUAACGAGAAGUCUCGAUAGUGAUAGUGCAUCUCCAAACGAUAGUGUUUGUGAAAGCCCUAUCUAUGGUAAGAAAUUUUUCCCUCAAUAA
This is a messenger RNA of Thelazia callipaeda (thelaziosis nematode), 900 nucleotides long. NCBI's taxonomy places the organism in Eukaryota, Metazoa, Nematoda, Chromadorea, Rhabditida, Thelaziidae. The record is from the annotation of a GenBank genome assembly.